Molecule: messenger RNA, 2668 nt
Organism: Cyprinodon variegatus (sheepshead minnow)
Lineage: Eukaryota; Metazoa; Chordata; Actinopteri; Cyprinodontiformes; Cyprinodontidae
Gene: gnai1
Product: guanine nucleotide-binding protein G(i) subunit alpha-1
Exons: 9
Coding region: 351-1415 (354 amino acids)
Biological process (GO): adenylate cyclase-modulating G protein-coupled receptor signaling pathway
Cellular component (GO): heterotrimeric G-protein complex
Molecular function (GO): G protein-coupled serotonin receptor binding; GTP binding; G-protein beta/gamma-subunit complex binding
Source: RefSeq, a predicted model, not a curated record
UGCAACGGAUGGACGCGAACAGCGGGGAGAGACAUCAACGGGGGACCGUUUCACCGAGCAGUUAGCCGUCUGUUGGAUGUAUCGACAUUUUUCAACCUGAAGACGUUUCAUCUGAGUGGCGGGAAAAGAAAAAUCCCUUCUUUUUUUUCUUUUUAAAUCGCUUCCAUUUUCUUCCCCCCCAAAAAACACACUCAGAUCGAUCGCCCGUCGUUUGAAAAAGGGCGUGUGUUCGGGGUGAGGGGUAGUUUGUUGAAGAUUUCAUGUGGCUAUAUCUGGUGUGUUAGAGAUUUUUUUUUUUAUUUUUUUUUUAUAUAAAUUGAAACCAUUUGGUCUGAAGGACGUGGUAGAGGAUGGGGUGCACGUUGAGUACCGAAGACAAGGCGGCGGUGGAGCGCAGUAAAAUGAUCGACAGGAAUCUGCGGGACGACGGCGAGAAGGCGGCGAGGGAGGUCAAGCUGCUGCUGCUGGGUGCCGGGGAAUCGGGGAAAAGCACAAUCGUCAAGCAGAUGAAAAUUAUCCAUGAGGCGGGCUACUCAGAAGAGGAGUGUAAGCAGUACAAGGCUGUGGUCUACAGCAACACGAUCCAGUCCAUCAUCGCCAUCAUCAGAGCUAUGGGACGCCUGAAGAUCGACUUUGGAGAAGCAGCAAGAGCCGACGACGCGCGGCAGCUGUUUGUUCUUGCCGGCUCGGCAGAAGAAGGCUUCAUGACGGCGGAGCUGGCCGGGGUCAUCAAGCGGCUCUGGGUGGAUCGAGGGGUUCAGGCGUGCUUCAGCCGCUCGCGCGAGUAUCAGCUCAACGACUCGGCGGCAUACUACUUGAACGAUUUGGACAGGAUAUCCCAGUCCACUUACAUCCCGACCCAGCAGGAUGUGCUGAGGACCCGAGUCAAAACCACGGGCAUCGUAGAGACGCACUUCACCUUUAAAGAUCUCCACUUCAAAAUGUUCGACGUUGGCGGUCAGCGAUCCGAGAGGAAGAAGUGGAUCCACUGCUUUGAGGGCGUGACGGCCAUAAUCUUCUGCGUGGCGCUGAGCGAUUACGACCUGGUGCUGGCCGAGGAUGAGGAGAUGAACCGAAUGCAUGAGAGCAUGAAGCUGUUUGACAGCAUCUGCAACAACAAGUGGUUCACAGACACGUCCAUCAUCCUGUUCCUCAACAAAAAGGACCUGUUUGAGGAGAAGAUCAAGAAGAGCCCUCUUACCAUCUGCUACCCUGAAUACGCAGGCUCCAACACGUACGAGGAAGCCGCUGCCUACAUCCAGUGUCAGUUCGAGGACCUGAACAAGAGGAAGGACACCAAGGAGAUUUACACCCACUUCACCUGCGCCACAGACACCAAGAACGUGCAGUUCGUCUUCGACGCCGUCACCGACGUCAUCAUAAAGAACAACCUGAAAGACUGCGGUCUUUUCUGAGCACCACGCCGGCGAAGAUAACCUGCUUUUGAGAGGAGUGGCGGUCUGCGUCUCCAUCCAUCAUUCUUUCAUGUCUGCUCUCUCCUCAGGCGGCGGAGCCAGCUCAUUGUGCAUCUUUUGUAGAGAGGAUGAGAAGAGGAUCAGUGAUGGACCAGUGCUGUACUAUACGCCACUUUUAACAGCUUUAUUUAUGUUUCCGUCUGCAAACAUUCUGAAUUAGCGUUAUUCCAUUUGUGUAGGCUGUUUGUAUCAAUGUUAAAGCAUCACCGUACUUUUUCUUUUCUUUUUUUUUUUUAUCUGUUUUUAAUUUUUGAGGUCUAGGAGGUUAAGAUUUUUUUGUUUAUCACCUUUUUUUUUUUUCUUGCCGCCAUAUCUGGAAACGGAAGCCUUGCUGUUGGUUGGAAAUGCUCAUUUUUCCUUCUUUUCCUAAAACACAAAAAGAAAAAAAACAGGAUGGAGAGAAGGGGAACAGUUCCGAGUCCAGUCUGUUGGUACCUGUGCCUUCGCAUGCCUUUUACUGCAGCCGUAGUCUCGACGCUUGUUCUGUUGCCUGCUGAAGUCGUUCUAUACACACAGACGUAAACUGUUUUCAUACAUUAGUGUCUACGCUAUCUCCUUUGUGCGCAACACUGAGCUGUCAGGUGGAAAUCUCUCUAUAGGUCCAUGGCGGUCAACAUGUAGCCUCCACAAUCCCCCGCCCCGCCCCCAUGCAUUCCACCUGCCAUGACUUCAAAGGCCCGUCGGCCAAUCAGAGUUCAACCCUGAUAUGUAUAUUGUUACAUUUAGCCCACGAAUCUGGGGGCUCUGGUUUUUAAACUGUACAAAAAAAACAUCCAAUUUUUCCAGUCAUUCAGAAAGCGGUUAGUCGAAGCACUGAGCGUCUAAUAUACUCAAGUAUUUUACGUACAGAGACCAGAUUUGUCACAUUUUAUUGUAUAUUUUAACAUAUUUGGAAGAGAUGUAAGAUUUUUUUGUGUUGGAUAUGAAAGCAGGACGGAUCGCUGUAAAGUUGAGGGUAAAAAAACGACGUAAGCUGUCUCGGUUCGUGGUGCCGCGACGAGAAGCGCGGCGGUCGACACGUUUCUGGUCGGCACGCGAAUCCAGAGGAGCGACGACGCACACGCGAACAGGCCUGGAUGUUUUCCUGGAAAGAAACUGCCACAACUGUCGGUGUAUGUGUUUGUUCUCCAUGUAAAGAGAAUCUUUGUAGACUCAUCUCCCUUAUUUUGCUAAUAAAAACCAUUUACAAACCA